UCGGUAGCUUGCUAGCCGACAUAAAACCGAAUAAUUGAAGCUACUUUGACUAUUUUGUGUAUAUGAAUAUGUGUUUUAGACACAAUUAUUUGUACGUAUAUAGGAGUUAACUUAACGUACUUGUUCAAUGUAUUAAUUUGUUCAGAUUGAUUUGAUUCUGAGCCUCGCACUAGACUAGUCGCUAAUGCUACCUAGCUAGCAUACGUCCCUUACCAUGAGCUCACUAAGCUACUCGCCCCUUGCUAAAGAAGAGGAUGUCUAUUGGACGGAGAAAGGAGCUCUGGAGCUGAACAUUGUCGUAAAAGAAGAAGAUGAUAAUAGUACAGUGAAAGAAGAAGAAGCUUUCAGAAUCAAACAGGAGGAAAUCACACCGACAGAAGAACAGGAGGAUGGUGUCGUGAAAAAAGAGAAAGAUCUUUUUGGAGUGAAAGAGGAAGAGGGGAUAGAGGCUGUCACGGUGGUAGAGGAGGAGGUAGAAGCUUUCAGAAUAAAAAAGGAGGAAGAGGAGUCUGUUAUCGUGAAAAAAGUAGAAGAACCUUUUAGAGAGGAAGAGGACGAUAUCUCAAUGAAGGUAAAGGAGGAAGAUGUUUUGGGAGUGAAAGAGGAGGAAGGAGAUGAAGAGGAGACUGAAGAUCUGAUUAACACCAAAGAGAGACCCGACUCAGAGGAACCAGAGACGUCUGAACCAGUGAGACGACACCACUGCUCCCAGUGUGGAAAGAGUUUUAACCAUUUAGGGAAUCUUAAAAACCACAAGAGAACACAUGCAGAGAAGAAGUCUUACAACUGCUCUCAGUGUGGAAUGAGUUUUACCCGGUCCGGGAACCUAAAAUCGCAUGAGAGAAUACACACAGGAGAUAAGCCUUACCAAUGCUUCCAAGGAGGGGGGGGGACAGGGGAGGAUGACCUGGGAGAGCUUGAGGAGGAGGAUGACCCCACUAGCUCCUUGCACGCCCUCAAUGAGAGUCUCCCACCAGUCUCUCCACUCAGGAAGACCAGUCCACCGCCCCCUGAUCCCACCCAACCCAUCCCAGCUACCAGUCCACCACCCCCUGAUCCCACUCAACCCAACCCAUCCCAGCUACCAGUCAUCACAGCCCCCUGA
Molecule: messenger RNA, 1105 nt
Organism: Oncorhynchus masou masou (cherry salmon)
Lineage: Eukaryota; Metazoa; Chordata; Actinopteri; Salmoniformes; Salmonidae
Product: zinc finger protein 189-like
Exons: 3
Coding region: 215-1105 (296 amino acids)
Biological process (GO): regulation of transcription by RNA polymerase II
Molecular function (GO): RNA polymerase II cis-regulatory region sequence-specific DNA binding; DNA-binding transcription factor activity, RNA polymerase II-specific
Source: RefSeq, a predicted model, not a curated record